This is a messenger RNA of Cavia porcellus (domestic guinea pig), 980 nucleotides long. RefSeq names its product serine/arginine repetitive matrix protein 1-like. NCBI's taxonomy places the organism in Eukaryota, Metazoa, Chordata, Mammalia, Rodentia, Caviidae. Bases 273 to 974 code for a protein of 233 amino acids. The transcript has 2 exons. The record is from RefSeq and is a predicted model, not a curated record.
CUCAUACAGUUGCACAGCCCAUACCCUUACAUCUCUUUUUGUUCUGAAACUAAUGGCCAAAAUAAAACACAACCUAAGAAGACUAAAGACAUGCUAAGAUGAAGCAUCUGUUUAAAAAAAAAAAAAAGGCGGUCGUUUUCUACCAUCUAAAACUAAGUUCUCACACACACACAAAAAAGCGCUGGAAUCGCCAGAUCUCUGGCCCCAACAGCGGAACCGGAUUCUUUCUGAAAUAAAAAUGCACAAAGGUUGCUUUUGCUUUGUUCUGUGACAUGAGGGCUGGGCCAACCCGCGCGGCCUCAGGCAGCUUUUACAGGGUGAACAGCGGGCGCAGCCCCGCACCCCGCCGCGCGCACCCCGUCCCCGCUCCUCCGCACCGCCGCCCGCGGCCUCUGCAGCGCCCGAGCCCGCAGCCCCCGCAGCCCCCGCGGCUCCGGCCCAGCGCGCCCGGCCGCUCCCCGGAGGCGCCUCGGCGCCCCGGGCCAAACCCGCCCUUGCACAUCCCCCUGCCCCGAGGCAGGCCCCGGGCCGCGGAACUCACAAAAGCCGGAGUGGCCCGCACGGCGCGGAAGGUAACAAGUCUCUCGGGCCGGCCGCGGCAGGCAGGGCCGGAAGAGCGCGACGGCCGUGACGUCACUUCCGCUCCGGCCCGGAGGGUGCGGGGCGCCGGGCGGAGCUCCCCGAGUGACUCUCGCGUUUCCUCCUGCUGGAGUGUCCCGGGGCGCUUCUACCGGCUCGGAACAGGGACAGAUGGACGAAAAGGGGCAGAGGCCAAAACUAAGGUCACAGCUUCAAUACUUCUGACAGAAUUCUUCACUGCUUCCAAGAGGGAGAGUAGUUCUGGAGGCUCCCCAUACAACCCUUUACCAGCUGGUGUGCAAGGAGUACGUGGUAUAGUUUUGCUUUUAAUCUGUAGCAAAUCACCAAAUAAUCUACUAGCUGAACUCUGCUCAUUAAAAGCCUCCUGUAGAUGAACGUGG